Messenger RNA from Neltuma alba, 2839 nucleotides. Its product is annotated as pentatricopeptide repeat-containing protein At4g35130, chloroplastic. The coding region runs from base 61 to 2472 and encodes 803 amino acids. Gene Ontology annotation, molecular function: zinc ion binding; RNA binding; protein binding. Gene Ontology annotation, biological process: RNA modification. The record is from RefSeq and is a predicted model, not a curated record. The transcript has a single exon. NCBI's taxonomy places the organism in Eukaryota, Viridiplantae, Streptophyta, Magnoliopsida, Fabales, Fabaceae.
UCUUAUCUUGCCGUAAACAAAUGAUACGACGGUGCUGCUAAAUACUGCGGCCGUUCAGACAUGGCUGCAACGCUUUCCCACCGCCAUAACUUCUUUUUGAACUCCAUCACACCGGAAAAGAAACAAGUCACCGAGCGAAAACCCCACCGCAAGUUCGUUCUCGAAAAUGAGCCCGGAUGCUCUGACAGACAGUUUCGCCCAGCUCGAUCCAAGAAGUUCAAAGCUUCUAGGGGACCGCCCAAUUCUGUACUCACAAGGGCUCUGGUUGAGACUGUAGUUUCUGGGUCGAUGGAAGACGCACUCACUCUGUUCGAGAAAAUGAACCACUUCGACACAUUUAUUUGGAAUGUCAUGAUCAGAGGCUAUACAGAUAAAGGGUUGUUUCUAGAGGCGCUUAACUUGUAUCAUAGAAUGGAGCUUAAAGGGGUUCCUGCGGAUAAUCUCACAUACCCGUUUGCAAUCAAAGCUUGUGGCUGUUUGGGGGCAUCGACUUUGGGAGAGAAGAUUCACGGCAAGUUGUUUAAGGUGGGAUUAGACACGAAUGUUUAUAUUUGCAACGCUCUUAUUGCUAUGUAUGGGAAGCUAGGACUUGUUGAUUUAGCUUUAAGGGUUUUCGAAGAAAUGCCUGUGAGAGAUUUGGUUUCGUGGAAUUCUAUGAUUGGUGCAUACUCUUUGGUCAACGACCAUUUGAACUCAUUGAACUGCUUUCGAGAAAUGCUGGAAACUGAGAUUCGACCGGAUAGGUUCACCAUAAUAAAUGUGCUUAAUGCAUGCUCUCUGGGUGUUUCUGUGUCAAUGGGGAAGAAAACACAUUGCAUCGCGCUAAAAUUGGGGUUUGAAUCCGAUGUUAUGGUUCAGACGUCCCUUAUUGACAUGUACAGCAGGUGCGGAAGGCUAGAUUAUGCCGAGAGUGUUUUUGACAGAAUUUGUCUGAGAAAUAUUGUGGCUUGGAAUGCAAUGAUAGGUGGCUAUGCACUGAAUGGUCAACCACUUCAGGCUUUGGGUUCCAUGAAAAAGAUGCUCAAGGCUGAUAACUUGUCAGUUGAUGAUAUUACACUAAUAAAUUUGCUUCCUUCCUGUGAGCAAUUGGGAGGUGUUUUGCUGGGUAAGUCUAUCCAUGGAGUUGCUAUUAGGAAAGGUUUUCUUCCUCAUCCAGUUUUAGAAACUGCUUUGCUUGACAUGUACGGAGAAUUUGGUGUAUUGAAAUUGGCAGAGCUGAUUUUUAAUCAAAUGGUGGACAAGAACUUGAUAACAUUGAAUGCCAUGAUUGCUGUGUGUGUGAAAAAUAAGCGUUACGAGAAGGCCUUGAAACUAUUUGAAGAACUGAUGAGCCAAAAUCUAAGACCAGAUGCGUUAACCAUUUCAAGCAUCCUUCCUGCAUAUGCUGAAUUGGCAUCAUUAAGGGAGGGCAAGCAAAUUCAUGGUUAUAUCAUGAAAUUACGAUACCAGUCAAAUUCCUUUGUUUUGAAUUCGAUUAUUUAUAUGUAUGCAGGCGUUGGAGAUAUAAGGACAGCACGGAAAAUUUUUGAUCAAAUGUCAUGUAGGGAUAUCAUAUCAUGGAACACUAUGAUGAUGGCUUAUGCCAUUCAUGGUAUGGGGAAAAUGUCCGUUGAACUUUUCUCAGAAAUGAAGAGACAAGGCAUCAAGCCCAACGAUAGCACUUUUGUUUCACUGCUGUCAUCUUGUUGCAAUUCUGGCAUGGUUGAUGAUGGGUGGAUGCACUAUAAUUCUAUGAAACGAGACUAUGGAAUAGAGCCUAAGGCAGAGCACUAUGGAUGCAUGCUCGAUCUUAUUGGUCGAACUGAUGAUCUAGAUCGGGCCGUGAGUUUUAUAGAGGCAAUGCCAGUACUGCCUACAGCCCGGAUAUGGGGAUCUUUGUUGAAUGCAAGCAGAAACAAAGGAAACCUAGAAUUAGCUGAACUUGCUGCUGAGCGCAUCCUCACGAUAGAGCAUGAUAAUACUGGGUGUCACGUCUUACUUUCAAAUAUGUAUGCUGAGGCUGGUAGGUGGGACGAUGUGGAACGCAUAAGGUCUAUUAUGAAGAAAGAAGGAUCAGGCAGAACAGUGGCUUGCAGCAUAAUAGAGACUAAUCAUACUCUGCACAGGUUUACAAAUGACGACAGAUCUCAACUUGAGUCUGACAUGAUCCAUAAUGUUCGAGAUAUUAUAUUAAGGAACACUGGUGAUGAAAAUUGCAUCUAUAGUCUAACCAAGUUCAAGCCAAAAGAUGCGGCUAGAAAAAGAGCAAAUUUACCGAAGAACCACAGUGUAAAAUUGGCUAUAUGUUACGGAUUGAUAUCUACAACAAUUGGAAAUCCUAUUCUGGUGAGGAAAAACACAAGACUAUGUGAAGAUUGCCAUAUAUUUGUAAAGAAGAUUUCGAAGAAUACCAAAAGAGAAAUUAUAGUAGGGGAUUCUAAAGUCUUCCAUCACUUCAAAGAUGGCCACUGCUCUUGUGGUGAUUACUGGUGAUUGUGAUUUGCAUAUGCUGCAGUAGCUGAAUUGCGACAGCCGUAUGUUUCACAUUCUAUCACUUGAGUCAUCUGUAUAUUCAUCCGUCUAUAGAAAUUAACAGAAUUACUAAUCAAUAGCACCAACCAAUAUCAAUCUUUUGUCUUACUAUCUUUAUAUGAGGUGAGGGUUGGAGUAGGGAUUUAGUUCUCAGAUGAAUGCACCCUCCUUUAAAUUGUCUUGUUAUCUGUAAACUGUAAUGAAUGAAAGGAUAUAUAGCACCGUAACUUUUUUAUCCUUUGGGCUCUGCUCGCCUCAAGGAUAUCAAAAUGGUUGUUGUCUUGUUGAUGAAGAAUGUCAAAAACUUGCUCAACCAUGUUUAAACCCA